AGAAGGUGGGAACGGCUAACGAAGGGUUUUAAUGAAUGGUCUGUGGAAAUGGCGGACAUCCGUAGCCUCUGCGGCACUGUACAUCGCUCGCGUUCCUGAACACUUUAUUUUUGCCGUUCCGGCAGCGAAGCACGUGUUUUUCGCGCGGAGCCUGUCUGUCUGGCUGCUGUCCUGCCUCCAGCUACAGCACCUCGGCACUCAGUGGUCGUGGACGCGGAGAGUAGAAUUUAUAAUUUAGCCGAAGCGAGGGGGCGCAGUGGCAGCUCAACCGCGUGCUCAUUCAUUGUCAUUUCCCCACGUCGCAGCGGCCCUUCAAGGACGAGCAGGACUGUGGCUUCGUGUCACGUGUGUCUGUCUUUGACAGACAUACAGUCGCCUCUCUCUCUGGGCUCGUUAUGAUCAUGUAGUAGCAGGUGCUGACUUCACCCUCUUGCUGUGUGUACGGAACCUGACAUGCGCUCCAUCCCGAGGGCGUGAGCGCUGAGCGGGUGAGGAAUGCGGUGGUACGAUGACGACCCUUCGAGAGGUUCUGCUUGUGGGAGAGGGAAACUUCUCCUUCUCGGCUGCCCUGUGCCAGGCUUCCUUGGGCGGUGCCAAGGUGACAGCCACCUGCUUCCUCACCCAAGAGGCAGCUCUGCGGCAGGAUGGGGCUGCUGACAACAUACGGAGGCUCCAGGACUGCGGGGCAGAAGUGCACUUUGAGGUGGAUGGCACCUCCCUGCAAGAGUGUGCUGCGCUCAAAGGAAGGCUCUUUGACUGCAUCGUCUUCAACUUCCCCCACUGUGGGCGCAAGAGCGGAGUGAAAAAGAACCGAAACCUGCUGGCUAAGUUCUUUCUCAGCUGCGUCCAGGUGCUGAAAGAUGGUGGGGAGAUCCAUGUUGCCCUGUGCAAUGGGCAGGGUGGCACACCUGUUGAUACUCCAAUGAGGGAGUGGCACAACAGCUGGCAGGCUGUUGCUAUAGCUGCUGAGGCAGGACUUAUCCUGAGUGAAAUCUGCCCCUUUGACCACGAAAAAUACCAGGGCUACAGGUGCACCGGCUACAGGAGCCAAGACAAAGGUUUCCACAUGGACGGGGCCUUAAAUCAUGUCUUCACACGUAGUUUGCCCUGCGUCGCCCCUCAGAGUAUGAGCAUGGAGAUCACUGUCGGAAGAGAGACUGUUCGCUACGAGUUUCCCCAAGAGUUGUGUGAAUUUGCAAACAGGAAUUUCCUGGGCCCUCAGUCACAUCACCCUGUGCAGAGAGUGAAAGAGCAGCUGCUGAAAGAACUGCAGUCAAUAUGGCCAGUGCACGUGGUGGAUAUGGACUUCCCCGAGCUCUUCCGCCGCUCUGCCGACAGGCUGCAUGCAUGUGGUCCUGGCAUUAGCUCCUCAGACAUCUACUGGAUCCGACCCACUGAAACCUGUGUUCUGGGCCAGGAGGAAAAGGAAACGGAGGAAGAUGGUGAGCCUGAUGGCAACCAGGAUAGUCCCAUGGGGGGCUUUGGGCUCCGACCAUCCUUACUCAUGCACGUCCAGGAGAUCAUCCAGCGUAGGGCCUUCCAGCCCGAAGUCCUGCAUGCAUUGAGUGGGUUGGUGUUCCAGAGAGUGCCCGUCUCUAGGAGCGUCUCGCCUGCUUUUCAUCAGCUGCUCCUCAUGGGGGCUUUCCCUGCGGAAUCCCAGCCAAUCCAUCAGAUCAAGAGUUGCCUGCAGUCGCUGCUUUCCCCGCAUGGCAUCGCCUUUGAAGAAAACCAGGGAGGUGGUAUACAAGAGCUGUGGGUGAAUACAAAGAGCCCCUUUAAAGUGGGCCGUUUGGAAGCGUUCCCUGCCACAAGGGAUGGCCCGCAAUCCCAGCAGCUGUGCGUGGCCACUUUCAACCUGGACUUGUUGUCUGUGCAGAUCUUUGACGUGGCUGACUGGCGCCUCCUGUGGAGUGCUGACCCCCGCUUCCUGGCCCACUUCCUCCUCAGAUCCCCUGGGCCUUUCCGCGCCUUCUCGCUGUACCCACCUGUCUACACGCAUGAUAUCAGCUUCUGGGUGGAGCCAGAGGGCUUUGAUGAGCUGGCCUUCCAUUCCCUCGUGCGGCGGGUUUCGGCAGGCACCGUAAAAGAGGUGGUUAUGGUAGACCGCUUCCGGCACCCCCACAUGGGCCAUGCUAGUCUGUGCUACCGGCUGACCUACCAGUCCCCGGACCGCGCGCUCUCUCACAGCCAGGCGUCGGGCAUGCAGCUCCAGUUGCGCAGCCUGCUGCCUACAGAGCUUGGGGUGACACUCAGAUAAAAAAAAAAAAAAAAAGAAUGGUGUCCUACUGAACUAUAUCAAUCAACUGAAACACAUCAAGAACUGGGGAAUCUACUGGUGUAAUGGUCAGAGCCAUCACCUCACAUUUGAAGGACCCAGGUUCAAGUCUCGCUGUCAUUGUAGUACUCCCGAGCAAGGUACUUGCUACGAGUUGCUCCACUAAAAUUUAAUUUACUGUUAAAAAAGUAAGCAGAUGUAGUAAACCUACCCUUGUAAGCCUCCUUCGUUGAAGGUGUCAUAUAGAGGUGGUCCCCGAUUUACGAUAGGGUUACGUUCCACGAAACCCACUGGAAGUUCAAAAUAUCGCAAGUUGAAAAUGCAUUUAAUACAUACCUCUGCGUGACAG
Messenger RNA from Scleropages formosus (Asian bonytongue), 2624 nucleotides. RefSeq names its product ferredoxin-fold anticodon binding domain containing 1 (gene fdxacb1). Lineage: Eukaryota; Metazoa; Chordata; Actinopteri; Osteoglossiformes; Osteoglossidae. The transcript has 6 exons. Gene Ontology annotation, cellular component: cytoplasm. Gene Ontology annotation, biological process: rRNA base methylation. The record is from RefSeq and is a predicted model, not a curated record. Gene Ontology annotation, molecular function: rRNA (uridine-N3-)-methyltransferase activity. Bases 509 to 2257 code for a protein of 582 amino acids.